Messenger RNA from Arachis stenosperma, 1302 nucleotides. RefSeq lists its product as uncharacterized. The coding region runs from base 1 to 1302 and encodes 433 amino acids. The transcript has a single exon. Lineage: Eukaryota; Viridiplantae; Streptophyta; Magnoliopsida; Fabales; Fabaceae. The record is from RefSeq and is a predicted model, not a curated record. Gene Ontology annotation, molecular function: nucleic acid binding; zinc ion binding.
AUGGAGCUAAUGCAGCUGAAGCAAGGUUCCAUGUCUGUGGCUGAGUAUACCAACAAGUUUGAAGAGCUUUGUAGGUUUUCUCAGGUGUGUCAGGGUUACCCAGAGACUUUCGAGAGCUGGAGGUGCAUUAAGUACCAAAGGAGUUUGAAGGACAACAUUAUGACUACUGUGGCUCCUAUGAAGAUCCGUGUUUUCUCUGACUUAGUGAACAAGGCUAGAGUAGUGGAAGAAUAUGCCAAGACCGUGGCGGCAUCCAAGGACACUCGUGGAGGGAGCUCUGGUCGGGGGCGUGGCAAGUAUUUUCAUCCAAGAGGACAAAGCUUCAAAAGAGGAGGAUAUGCACCUCAAGGCCAAGGGGGCUUCAGAAAGACUAAUCAGAAUCAGUUCCAGUACACUAAAGGAAGAGGAAAUCAGAGUGGUUGCUUCCAUUGUGGGUUACCUGGCCAUAUUACGAAGUAUUGCACUCGUGGGAGGAAUCAGAAUGCGGGCCAGAGUCAGCAUCAAGGUCGAGUCUUUACUGUGAAUGCCAAGGAUGCUUCCAAGGCAGAUCUGUUGAUGAGAGUUAUAUGUCUAAUUGGUGAUAAAUCUUUAGUUGCAUUAUAUGAUACUGGAGCUUCACAUUCGUUUAUUUCGUUUGCUAAGGUUAAGGAAUUAAGCUUGAAAAUGUCAGAGUUACCUUUUGAUCUGCAUGUACAUACUCCGCAUCAAACAGUUAUGACUAGGUCAGGUUGUAGACAAGUAGGUUUCAAGCUUGAGGGUAGAGACUUUGUGCACGAUUUGAUCAGUUUACCAAUGGUGGGGCUAGAAAUGAUUUUGGGGUUUGAUUGGUUGUCAAAGAAUCGGGUUUUGUUGGAUUGCUUUAAAUGGACUAUUCGGUUUAUGCCGGAAGGAGAGAAUGGAGCAGUGGUAGCUACGAGGUAUUACUUGAACUCUGUAAUGGUGCAUUGUAAUGGGGAGGAGUGUCAAGGUUAUAUUCUCUUGGCUGCUAAUGCGUUGGGCGAUGCCCAGAACUUAGAUCAAAUUCCAGUGGUUAGAGAUUUUCCAGAAGUGUUCCCGGAAGAUAUCCCUGAGUUCCCACUGCAAAGGGAAAUUGAGUUUCCGAUUGAAUUAGUGUCAGGAGCCAGAUCAGUAUCGAUUGCGCCGUAUAGAAUGGCUUCGAUAGAGCUGACAGAGCUAAAGACUCACUUGGAAGAGCUUCUGAAUAACAGGUUCAUUCGAUCGAGUGUAUCACCGUGGGGAGCGCCAGUUUUUUUGGUGAAGAAGAAAGAUGGAGGAAUGUGUUUGUGCGUGGAUUACCGAUAG